AAGUGUUCCUUAAAAUUCCCGUAAAGUCGUCUGAUUACUCGAAGAGUUUACAGCGGAAGCAAAGGCGGCGGUUCCUUCACAAUAAGAUUUCCGACGACCUUACGCUGAGGCAAAAUGCGGGAAGCGUGGACUUUUACUUUGACGGGCAUAACCGGAAGCGUGAUGUAAAACCACGACCUGCUUGUCGGGUGUGACUGCUUCAAAAAAAAAAAAGCAGCAGAGCGACGAAGGACCUCAGGUUUUCGAAGUCUCUUCAACCUUCUAAAAAGUUUUAUUUAAGAAAAACCCAAAACUUCCACAUUAGAGAUGCCGAGCAGCGGCUCCCCGGCUGCUUCUGACGGGAUGUUCUGCAGGCUUGUGGACGAGGAGGACGAGUUGGACCACAAUCCAGAUGUGCAGUUAAACGCCCGCCCACUGAGACCCCUGAUGACCAGCGGGCCGGGACGGUACCGCCUCGCCACCAUCUGCCUGACCACAAUGUGCGGCAUCCUGCUGAUCUCCAUCAUCGCCAUCAGUGCACACUACAAGGGCAAGGCUGCGGGUGGCGCUGCGGCGCAGGACGUGGACGCUAUGAGUGCCACCAUCAGCAAGCUGCAGCAGGAGAAGGCGGAUCUGCAGAGCGAACUGGCCGCCAGGACCGCCGCUACAAGUGGAGGGCGCCACACGGGGCCAGCUGACGUGAACGUGGAGGUCAAAGAAUCAGGUCCGAAAACGGUGGCGCCCACGACGCGGGUGGCGCCGACCCCUAUCCUGUGUCCGAUGGAGUGGCUCCUCUUCAACGGCAGCUGCUACUACAUCUCGCGGGUGUCCAGGGACUGGCCGGAGAGCAAGUCCUUCUGCGAGAGCAAAGGAGCUCACCUGGCCAUCGUCAUCACGGCUGAGGAGCAGACCUUCCUGUGGGAUCAACUUCCCAGAGGCCACUGGAACGCGUUCUGGAUCGGGAUCACCGACGGCCACACGGAAGACCAUUGGAUCUGGGUCGACGGAACGCCGUUGAUAAGCAGCUUCUGGGAGGAGGGCGAGCCUAAUAACCACAUCGACGAGGACUGCGGCUACAUCGUGAAGACCCAUGUCCUGGAGCGCGUGGCGGUCCGAAGCUGGUACGACGCCCCCUGCGACAUGUACCGCCGCUUCAUCUGCGAGAAGGAGAUGGGUGGCGCUCGCAGCACCGCCCUGCCUCACUGAAGGGCGGCGCCAUGGCGACGUACGUAAUCACGUUAGCAGAACUUAGCGCACACUUGAACCUUUUAUAUGUCCCUUUUAGGUUGUAAAUAAAUAAAAUAAUGAUCUUUUAUACAAAUUGAAGUGGUUCAGAAAUGUGGGAAAUUACGUUAAUUCCAAUGUGAAUUUACGGGCAGGGAAAUGUGGUUUCCCAGGAAAAUAUGGAAUUUUUGCAAUGUAGAAAAUGUAUAGCUUGUAUGUUUGGAAUGAGCGCAAGGUUUCGGGGUUAAUAGGUUACAAACCCCGUUUCCAUAUGAGUUGGGAAAUUGUGUUGGAUGUAAAUAUAAAC
Molecule: messenger RNA, 1510 nt
Organism: Nerophis lumbriciformis (worm pipefish)
Lineage: Eukaryota; Metazoa; Chordata; Actinopteri; Syngnathiformes; Syngnathidae
Source: RefSeq, a predicted model, not a curated record